AAUGUGAAUUAGUAUAGCGAGAGUGUGUAUUUUUGCAAUUUUGUCACCAAUAAUACUAUAAACAACUGUGACGAUUAGUCAAAGAGUAAGAAGAAAGUAGAAUCCAUCACAAAAAGAAAAAAGAAAAGAACAGUAUGGCGAUUACGGUGCCGAGACGGCAGCUCUUCAUCGGCGGUCAAUGGACAGAUCCCGUUCGCCGUCAAACACUCCCCGUUGUGAAUCCCGCCACCGAAGACAUCAUCGGUUAUAUUCCAGCUGCAACUUCUGAGGAUGUGGAGCUCGCGGUGGAAGCUGCUAGGAAAGCACUUACGACAAACAAAGGAAAGGAUUGGUCUAGAGCAUCUGGGGCUGUUCGUGCCAGAUACUUACGUGCGAUUGCAGCUAAGGUAACUGAGAGGAAGUCUGAACUAGCUAAUCUCGAGGCUAUUGAUUGCGGUAAACCUCUAGAUGAAGCAGCUUGGGACAUGGAUGAUGUUGCUGGGUGUUUUGAGUAUUAUGCUGACCUUGCUGAAGGCUUAGAUGCAAAGCAGAAGGCUCCUCUUUCUCUCCCUUUGGAUUCUUUUAAGGGCUACGUACUCAAGGAGCCCAUUGGUGUAGUUGGCCUGAUUACCCCAUGGAAUUAUCCGUUACUGAUGGCUGUCUGGAAAGUCGCUCCUGCACUUGCUGCUGGGUGCACGGCAAUACUGAAACCUUCAGAGUUGGCCUCCGUCACAUGUUUGGAGCUAGCUGAUAUUUGCCGCGAGGUUGGUCUGCCACCUGGUGUUCUUAAUAUUCUGACUGGUUUAGGAACUGAAGCAGGUGCUCCAUUGGCAUCGCAUUCACACGUUGACAAGAUUGUUUUCACUGGAAGCACGGCAACUGGAAGCAACAUUAUGACUUCUGCUGCCAAAUUGGUUAAACCUGUUUCCUUGGAGCUUGGGGGAAAGAGCCCUAUCAUUGUCUUUGAUGAUGUUGAAAUUGACAAAGCUGUGGAAUGGACUAUGUUUGGUUGUUUCUGGACUAACGGUCAGAUUUGCAGUGCGACAUCUCGACUUCUCGUGCAUGAAAAGAUUGCUGACAAAUUUUUGGACAAGUUGGUAAAGUGGACAAAGAACAUUAAGAUUUCAAAUCCUUUUGAAGAAGGCUGUAGGCUUGGUCCUGUUGUCAGCAAAGGACAGUACGAGAAAGUAGUGAAAUUUGUCUCAAACGCUAGGAAGGAAGGUGCAACUGUCCUCUGCGGAGGAGCUCGUCCUGAGCAUUUAAAGAAGGGUUAUUUUGUUGAACCUGCUAUAAUAUCAAAUGUGACUACUUCAAUGGAAAUCUGGAGAGACGAAGUCUUUGGUCCUGUUCUGUGUGUCAAAACGUUCUCCACCGAGGAUGAGGCAAUUCAGCUGGCAAAUGAUUCCCAAUAUGGAUUGGCAGGCGCUGUAUUAUCAAAUGAUCUGGAGAGGUGUGAUCGCAUUAGUAAGGCACUCGAGGCGGGUAUUGUGUGGGUCAAUUGCUCUCAGCCAUGUUUCUGCCAAGCUCCAUGGGGUGGAACCAAACGCAGUGGUUUUGGCCGUGAACUUGGAGAAUGGGGACUUGAGAACUACUUGAGUGUGAAGCAGGUGACGCAGUAUAUCUCUAAUGAACCAUGGGGAUGGUACAAAGCUCCUUCCAAGCUUUGAGUCAAAACACUAUACUUCGUGAUGUUUCCUUAAAGAUGUAAUAAUGAGAGGACGUCGUGAUUACUCUUCAUCAUUAUCAAAAACGUCCCUGUUUAAAAGAGACGGUAUUGUGACGUCCCACACUAGCGACCUAAAAGAAAACAUAAUAUCCAUAUAAAUUUUCUCCGGUUCUACUUGCAAACUAGUUUUUGGUUGAGUUCUACUUUUACAUUUUAUAUAGGGCUGGUUACGAACUGAUUAUUUCCGAAUCAAACAUUGUUUUUUUUUUCUCUUAAAACAAUGCUAU
Molecule: messenger RNA, 1932 nt
Organism: Eruca vesicaria subsp. sativa (arugula)
Lineage: Eukaryota; Viridiplantae; Streptophyta; Magnoliopsida; Brassicales; Brassicaceae
Source: the annotation of a GenBank genome assembly